UACUAAUCAGAAGUAGCGACAUUUUACGACUUUAUUUACAGCACUUCACGGCAGUUGUGAAUGGUUAGUCGUACUGAUGAUACUGAUUAGGAAAGAAUUAGACCCCCAUGGAAAAUUACUGCAAGGCCCGCACGGUGGAGCAGCCGUGUCCCUGUCCGUUCCCCGGGCUGCCCAGUGACACCCCUGAAGUGCGCGUGAAAGACGGCAGCAAGAUUCGCAACUUGAUGGGCUUCGCUGUGGGUCGCAUGGACGUCGAGGCCGUCCGCUGCAUCCUGUUCACGGGGAGCGGCCGGAGCGUGGCCAAGGCCAUCACGUGCGUGGAGAUCCUGAAGCGGCGCGUGAAAGGACUGCACCAGCACACACAGCUCCUCUACCAUACUGUGGAGGAGAUGUGGGAGCCACGAGAGCCCGACGCCGGCCUGGACACACUCACCGUGAGCAGGAAUGUGCCAGCCAUUUGGGUGCUGCUUUCCAAAGACCCACUGGACCCCACGCGACCCGGAUACCAGGCCCCUGGCAGGAUUGAUGCCCUCUGGGCGCAGGCUGCCAAAGAGGAGGCGGCGGAGAACAAGCAGGGGUCCAGGAGGAAGAGAGGAGGAGGAGGAGGAAGAGGAGGAGGUGGUAGUGGAAGGGGCAAGGGGGGUUCUGCUCGGCAGGGGGUGCGUUGGGAAGGUGGAAAAAUGCAAAAACAAGGAGUACAGCAACGAUGAAUCCCCCCCCUCCAUCAUGUCACUGACUGUCCAGAAUGACCAAACUGUGCAUGAAACCCUCGUGGUGUUUCUAAGACUAUUGAAAAAUGAAUGCCAAUAUAAUGCACAGAAUGAUGUAUUGGGUGAUAAAUAUCUCACCGCAAAUAAGUAAAUAUUUGGCUAAUAAUUCUGCAUUGUAGCCAGUCAAGAAAUCUAGUGUAUUUUUUCCACUCCUUGCUGAAAUAAACAUUUGAUAAUUGAA
Molecule: messenger RNA, 951 nt
Organism: Brienomyrus brachyistius
Lineage: Eukaryota; Metazoa; Chordata; Actinopteri; Osteoglossiformes; Mormyridae
Gene: rpp25l
Product: ribonuclease P/MRP 25 subunit-like
Exons: 2
Coding region: 108-710 (200 amino acids)
Biological process (GO): tRNA 5'-leader removal
Cellular component (GO): ribonuclease MRP complex
Molecular function (GO): RNA binding
Source: RefSeq, a predicted model, not a curated record